UAAAGAAAAGUUUUUAAAAUUCUGAAAGGAAUAAAACAAAGGAGACAUGUUUGGUAUAUCUUUGUUUUAAAACUUAAUACAAUAUAAGAAAGGAUGAUAACAUAUAGAGAAUAAUUAUACGCACCCAGUUCAGGAUUUAUGUACAUCUUACGAUGACAGUAAAUUGGACGUCGGAGAUUUAUCCAAGUAUAUCUUUAUUUGAUUUUGAAAAUUCCUCCAUCAAUCCGUUUCUACUUUUUGACGAAUUCAAUUCGACAGGAUCUUAUAACGAUUUAAACAUAUCGACGGCGAUAACCAUACUUACUAUAAAAAGUAACCGAGAGUUAUGGCGAGACAUACCGCUAGGUUGUACCUUGACACUUUUAUCUUUGUUGACCCUUGUUGGAAAUGCAUUGGUGCUUCAUGCUGUCAGGACAGAAAGACGAUUACAAACGGUAAGCAACAUGUACAUAGUAAGCCUCGCUGUUGCCGAUUUAAUUGUUGGUAUGUUUGUCAUGCCAAUCAGUGCUAUAUAUAUCUUCACCGAACAAUGGUAUUUUGGUGUAGGACUUUGCCAGUUAUGGAUAUCUGUGGAUUACAUAGCUAGCACGGCGUCUAUAUUCAAUUUGUUUAUAUUGAGUGUUGAUAGAUACUGUUCUGUGAAGUCACCUUUGAAGUAUAUUAGAAAACGAACGAAAAAGAGAGCAUUAUUUAUGAUAUCAUUUGUUUGGUUCUUGUCGUCACUAUGGAUAAUUCCAAUUGUUGGAUGGCACUUCUUUGUGUUUGGUGGUAUACGAAGUGUACCUUCCAAUGUUUGUGAGACUGAAUAUGCAAAGGAUUCAGUAUUCAAAGUAAUAACAGCUUUCUUUAAUUUUUAUCUUCCACUAACUAUAAUGAUAUGCCUGUAUGGAAAAGUAUUUCAUGAAAUUCGAAAACGUUCAGCAUUAGAACUUGGGCAGAGACAUACUUCAAAACAUCCAACUGUUCAAUUUUUACCAAGUUUAGAUUCCCAAACAUUAGAUGACAGCAGUGAAAACAAUAUAACAACUGCUCUCAAAGAAGAUUCAAAAUUGCAUUUUACAAGUGGAUUUUACUCAGUUCACGGGAAUAAUUGUAACCAAACAACUUAUAAAACUCGUCGACGUAAUAAUGUGAUACCAAAAGCUUAUCGAGAAUUCCAUGUCACUGAGUUUAAUACGCGAUAUAUUCCAAAAAGACGUAUUGAAUACAUUUACGAUGAGGGUGUAUUCGAUUCCACAACAGAAAAAUUGGAGCGAUAUUAUUACAAGAAACAAAUGAAUGGUUCAAGUCAGAAUGGACCUACAUCAUACACUUGUGAUAUAGGUAUUGAUCAGUCUCCUCCUUCCGGAACACCGACGGGGAGUUCUAGUAGUGAAGACCGACAGUCUAUCAGAUCGCUAGAGCCUCCGCUGACACAUAAAAAGAAGUCAUUAUAUUCACUGACUAAUGGUCUGAAACAGAUUCGGCAGGCAACGAACAUAAUGGACCAUACAUCAGUUGUCAGUCAGAAAGCCCAUAUGAACGGCAAAAAUCGCUUAACAACACUGAACGAUGAAUCACAUAGACGCAUUUCAAAAUUACUUAACAUUGGACACCGUCUUCGAAAUAUUCGUCGAAGUUCGUCAUUGACAAAAGAAAUCAAAGCGGCACGACAACUAGGAGUAAUCAUGGGAGCUUUUACGCUUUGUUUUCUACCAUACUUUAUUUUAUUUCUCGUUGUCGCAUUCUGUGAUGGAUGUAUUGAUCCAGGACUUCUAACCGCAAUGACGUGGAUUGGAUAUCUUAAUUCGACACUUAAUCCCUUUCUUUAUCCAUUGUGCAAUACAAAUUUUCGAAGGAAAUUUAGAAAGAUGUUUGGAUUUAAAUCGCGUCCCAGACAUAAACCUGAUGUCAAUAACACAGAACGAAAUAGCUUUACAAUGCGGUAUGAUUAAAUUGCGUUGGUAAAGUGAAAAUGGUGCUAAUCAGUUUGUAAGCUGCAUUUGGGCUAGACAAUCUAAAACAUAAU
Molecule: messenger RNA, 2008 nt
Organism: Mytilus californianus (California mussel)
Lineage: Eukaryota; Metazoa; Mollusca; Bivalvia; Mytilida; Mytilidae
Product: 5-hydroxytryptamine receptor 1F-like
Exons: 2
Coding region: 153-1934 (593 amino acids)
Biological process (GO): G protein-coupled receptor signaling pathway, coupled to cyclic nucleotide second messenger; chemical synaptic transmission
Cellular component (GO): dendrite; plasma membrane
Molecular function (GO): G protein-coupled acetylcholine receptor activity; G protein-coupled serotonin receptor activity
Source: RefSeq, a predicted model, not a curated record